Messenger RNA from Metarhizium robertsii ARSEF 23, 1623 nucleotides. RefSeq names its product Zn(2)-C6 fungal-type DNA-binding domain protein. The transcript is spliced from 3 exons. Lineage: Eukaryota; Fungi; Ascomycota; Sordariomycetes; Hypocreales; Clavicipitaceae. The record is from RefSeq and is a predicted model, not a curated record. Gene Ontology annotation, molecular function: DNA-binding transcription factor activity, RNA polymerase II-specific; zinc ion binding. Gene Ontology annotation, biological process: regulation of DNA-templated transcription. Bases 1 to 1623 code for a protein of 540 amino acids.
AUGCCCAACACUGGACGGCCUAGCCAGGACUGUCACCUGUGUCGUCAAAGACGUGUCAAGUGCGAUCUCGGACGACCCGGCUGCCAGCGGUGCGUCAAAUACGGCGUGGAAUGCCCAGGAUACAGAGAUCAGCACGACCUGGUCUUUCGCAAUGCCAACCCAUCGACUGUCAAGAAGCGCAGGAAACGAGCGGCGGCCAAGGAAGGAGGUCAAGAUGAUUCUAAAAGCUCCUCACCGGCCGGCACCAGAUCGAGCACGCCGGCUUCCCUUGUUAGCAACGGGGAAGCUACCUUCACCUUCGAUUCAAAAACAGAACUGCUUCCAUUGCCGGGCGAUACCGUCUCGACAGCACUGACGACAAUUUCGCGGCCCUUGACAGAGCACUGGACAAAUCAUUCCGUCCCAAUCAUUCUCAACGUAUAUUCGACGCUCGACUUCCUCCACAACAUUUACCGAAUCAAUCCUCGGAACGGGCCGUUGGUCUGGGCUGCCCAUCUCUUCACCCGAACCUACGUGACAAACAUUCGGUACCCGGUUUCGGUAUACAAGGAGUCAGAAGUGGAAAACCAACGCGAGCUGGGCACGUACUUGGGAAAGACUCUGAGCGCCGUCAACACAGCACUCAAGGAACCUGAUGGCGCGUUUCGAGACGACGUGCUUGCCACAGUUUGGAUCCUGGCAAAUUAUGAGGUUGGUGGGCAAAGACUAUUGACAAUGGACGAGGACAUUGUGCUGACUACAGAUGCAGCUGCUGGUUGGCUCACUAGGUCGUAUGGAGCUACUGAGCCCCUGGCAUCUACAUACAAGAGGGCUUUACAGUAUACUCAAGACGAGAGGUACCGAACAACUUUUGACGGCGGAGGGGAGGACUGCCAAAUCCAAGCCCUGGUCAGCAACAUGGAAUGCCCGCCAGAGUCAGGCGAAUGGCUGGGCAUCAUACGAAACAACCUUUACGACGGCGAAGGUUUUACAUUACACGUAUCAGUCUUCAUCACGAAAUGCACACGCGUCCAAGCUACCAUCCUCGAUUUGCUUCUUCGUCGCGAUUUCGCAGCCGCAGAAGAGCAGUACGAGUCACUUGUAGCACAGUUGGCCGAGGCCGAAAAGCACGUCAACAAUUACGUCAGGACGGCGACCGACAGUACCCACGACAUGGACGUCUAUAUGCGCAAUCUUUACUACUCGGCUAUCAUCAAGGGCUACAGCUAUCUCCUGAUGUUGGCCAACUUCCUGACGCACUACGCACCUUGCAGGAUAACACUGCAUCAGCUUCGAGCACAGCGCACUUACUGCCUUCAAAUGGUUCGAGCGGCCGGGCAAUUUAUAGUCGAUAGUGUUCCAUAUUCACUAGGCCCUCUGGCGGCCGGCAAGGACAAGUCGCCAAAGGUGUUAUUUGACGCCCUGAAGAUGGUUUGGCCACUCACAGCUGUUUAUAUUGUCGGGGCUACCCUUGCAGAACAAAAGAGCGAGGCUGAAGCUGCGCUACUUUUCAUUGGAAGAGAAGUUGGAGUCAGACAAGCGCUCAAUACGUACCCGGGGAAGCUACUGCUUCCGCUUGAGGCCCGCCAUCCGCUUGGAUUGGCUCCCGAGGACGAUCCUACACCGCCCUUUACAGACAGAUAG